CAUACACGAGUUUCUGUUAGUUGAGCUGAAGUCCACUCACUAACUCCACUUACUAAACGUUUACAAAUGUAUACUCUGUCUUAAAUGCAUGCAUCUCGCUACUUAACAAAAGUUUCAAUGUUGAAAACGUACGUUGAAAAAAUUGACUUAAAAUGAGAAAAUUAAUCUUAGGAAUUGGCGGGAUGACAAAUGGAGGAAAGACGACUCUGAGUAAAAGCCUCCAGGAGCUUCUGCAAAACAGCUGUGUUAUUUCUCAAGACAACUUCUUCAAGGAUGACUCGCUGGUCCCUGUUGAUGUCAAUGGCUUUAAGCAAUACGACACUUUGGACGCCCUGCACAUGGACAGGAUGAUGGCAGACACGGGUUUGUGGCAGGAGGAUCCUCAGAGCUUCAUGACAUCUCGUGGUCUCGCAGUGAAAUCCACACCAUCAGAGCCAUCCAAUGUGUUUAUUAUUAUAGUGGAAGGAUUCCUCAUUUUUAAUCACAAGCCACUUAAUAGCUUGUUCAACAAGAGGUACUUCCUGCAGAUCCCUUAUGAGACAUGUAAAGAGAGAAGAAGCUCAAGAGUCUAUGUGCCUCCGGAUCCACCAGGCUACUUUGAUGGAUAUGUCUGGCCCAUGUACUUAAAAAAUAGAAAAGUGAUGGAAGAAACUGUAAAUGACAUAGUGUUUCUGGAUGGCACACAGAAGAGAGAGGCGUUGCUCUCAACUGUUCUUGCAGACAUUCAGGAGAUGCCUAUGGUUAUACAGAGAUGAGUUGUCAGAUUUUGAGGACCAACGUUUCGCAGCUGUCUGUUUCUGCAAGUAUACUAUCAGAAUCAGAAUUAUGAGGAGCUUUAAUACCAAAUAUGUUUACUCACUCAAGGAAUUUGACUUCGCGAACAAGAGCUUCCAGUGCAGAAGAAAGUACACACACAGUGCAAACAUAGAUGUUAGUGCAGAUAUACAUAGAAUCACACAGUAAAGACAAAAUAACACUGAUAUAAGAAAAACUGAAAAUAAGUAAUGCACUAUAUAUAGAAAUAUAAAGAAAAACAUAUGUUUAAAUGAAUGUACAGAAAUGUUAUUUACAAGUGUACCAUGUAUACAAUGUACAGUUUCCAAAUACCAUGUAUAAAAGUGUUAGUUAUGAUGGA
This is a messenger RNA of Carassius carassius (crucian carp), 1135 nucleotides long. Its product is annotated as nicotinamide riboside kinase 1-like. The coding region runs from base 153 to 755 and encodes 200 amino acids. The record is from RefSeq and is a predicted model, not a curated record. Gene Ontology annotation, cellular component: cytoplasm. Lineage: Eukaryota; Metazoa; Chordata; Actinopteri; Cypriniformes; Cyprinidae. The transcript is spliced from 8 exons.